UUCUUUUCGACCAAGUCACGGAGUAAACAGAAAGGGGAGGGUUUGGGAGGCGGUCCCGUCAGACAAGACGCAGGUGAGCGGUUUGUUUCACGGCUCUCGGACGUUUUUUUAAUUGAACCAGGGAGUUCAGCGAUCAGUCAGGGAGAUUGGCGCUAUAUUCAACAGAGAUGUACUGAAAGAGACCUUUUCUUCAAUUCUGGGAUUUUUUUAAUCUACGAGGAAUGUGCUGACGUUUAGUAUGGAGGACUUGAAAGCCCCCAUCAGGUUUUUCCACAAGUCUUCUUUCAGCAUCAGUAGCCUUCUGCUCCGACGAGAGGGAGUGAUGACUGACGGUGGCGCCGUAGUAGAGUUGCCUCCUCCUCGCGCUGCCAAGAACCGACCUCAUUUGCAGUCGGGACAGGCAGGUAAGGAACUUUGUGUUCGGCACACGGAAUAUAACAUCGAUUACAAGAAGUACAAUGACAAAAAAGUGUGCAUGGUGAGAGAGAAGUCGGUCGCCGGCGAAGAAAGGAGAGUAAAAAGCGGAGAAGGGAGUGAUGAAGAGAGAGAAGACAAGACAGACGGCGAUGGAGGGAGGAAAACCAAGUACGAGAAACCUCCGUUCAGCUACAAUGCGCUGAUAAUGAUGGCGAUUCGCCAAAGUCCGGAGCGUCGGCUCACCCUCAGUGGCAUUUACGAGUUCAUCAUGGGAAACUUCCCCUACUACCGUGAUAAUAAACAGGGUUGGCAAAACUCAAUCCGCCACAAUCUGAGCCUCAACAAGUGCUUCGUCAAAGUGCCCCGGCACUAUGAUGAUCCUGGUAAAGGCAACUACUGGAUGCUUGAUCCUUCCAGUGACGACGUAUUUAUUGGUGGCACAACUGGGAAACUACGUCGACGAUCCUCUGCCGCUUCCAAAGCAAAGCUUGCCAUCAAAAGGGGCACUCGCCUAGCCUCCGCCACUGCAGCUGGGCUCGCAUUAACCGGGUCAUUUUAUUGGCCUGUGGCACCUUUCGUUACUAUCCAACCUACGACGCAGACACACACUGGCUCAGCACUUGGGUAUAGCUCCUCAUAUUUCGGGUCACAUCACACUAACUAUGCCUCCACCGUCUUGUCCCAGACCUCGCAUCAUAUAAGUGCAGCGGCAGCAGGGGCCGACCGCCUGUUGCAGGUCACCCAAGAGAGUCCGUUCUUCGGGGCGAGUGGCGGCCUCCCUCGACGCCACCAGAUGACUUCGUCUGCAUCGUUCGCCUCGUCCGCGCUGCCUUGCGCCUUGUCACUCCCAGGUCCUUCUUUUAACCUGUUUCCCAGCCAAGCCAGCUAUUAUUACUCACACCAAAUACCCCACCCGACGACUCUCAGCACACUGUCCCAAGAAGAAUCCUCGCUUCCGAGGGCCUCUCCUGGCGGGCACUUUGUGCCUGGAAGCAACGGAUCCUCGGAUUACAUUGGGACGCUGUGUGCCGAGUUUCCCAAUUAUUUACCCUCAAACAAUCAUAUAAGUUCUCUAAAUGCUAUUCUCCCGUAGACGGAAAGGACACCUCGUCUUUAUUUUAUCCAUACAAAUUAUUACUUCGUUUUUAUUCUCGUGUAAAGUGCACCUGGUUUAUUCGACUAUAGCCGAUAGCCUAUGUUUUAAAUGUUAUAUAUAUAUAUAUAUAUAUAUAUAUAUAUAUAUAUAUAUAUAUAUAUAUAUAUAUAUGUUUUAAUAUGUUGAGUUUAGCCUAUCCGUUGCUACUUGUUUGGCACAGCAGCCUAUACAUUUUUAUGAUGCCAGGGGUGGCGAGUUAGAUUAAGUGUAAUAUUAUUUAUUUCAGUUAGCCUGCUUUUAAUGAAUACCUGACAACCUUCCACCUACACAGUAAAAUAACCGGUAAUUGAACUCUUAACAGAGUAGACUACAUAUGAGUCCAGCUGGGACCAGGUGCUCUGUAAUAGUUGAUUUACCACUGUACAUUUUACUGUGCAUUAAAUUACAUUAUUUAAUGUGUAAAUAAAUUACAUUAUUUAAUACAUUAUUUGAUUACACUGUACAUUAUUUCUCUAAAAUUCCGUAGGCCUAUCAUAUCAUAAUCAUACCAUACCAUACCAUAACAAUUAACCUUUAAACUGUAAAUCUACUAGAUGUCUGUUUAUACGUUUAGGAAACAAUAAUACUGUAAGUGGUGGGCCUAAUGAUAAGAAACAGGAAAUUAAACCGCUAUCUGCAGCUUGUUAGUGAGUCGUUAACGACAUCAGGAAGCCCAGUCUAAAAAUGAAAAUAAAUGUUUUGUGCAGUUUAUGGUGAUAACUGGUAGUUAGAAUGGUUAAAUAUGCUUUAAUUUUUAAAAUACCGUAGUCUAUGCUACUGCACAAAUGUGGAAUCUAUGGACAAGACGGAAAAGUCUCUAAUUGGCGCGCAGCAAUUCGGUCCUGGUCAAUUUUUAUUUAUUCUUUUCUGGAGAGCUGUAGAAUAUGACAUGACCAAUGAUUCAUAGAAAGACAAUGUUCGAUGGAGUCCAGUUUCAUGUAGGCAAUGCACGCCUAUAGAAAUAGGUAGCAGAUAGAUUUGACAAGGCUUUUCGCCUUCUUCCAAAAGAUUGUACCUAGACCGUAGAAUUUUGUGUGAAUGUUAUGAGCUCCUGGUGAUCUAACCGUUUUGCACGUGUCCUGGAACAACUGUAUAACCGUCGCAGGUGCACAUCGGUCGUGGUCUGAAAGAAGUUUGUCAGGGGGAAGUGUGUGUAGGGGCGGCGGGGUUUGGGUAUUAUCUCCGAGUUAAAAUAUUUCCAAAUAGACUUGUGUGUUUAUAAUUAAAUUUGCUUGUUUACAUAUCAAUUUGGAAAAGCAUAAUAUUGGUGUUUAAAAUGUAUUAUUAUGGUUACGAUGUCUUAUUAUUAUUGUAUUCUUCUUCUUCUAAUUAUUAUUAUUAUUAUUAUUAUUAUUAUUAUUAUUAUUAAUAAUAAUAAUAAUAAUAAUAAUAAUAAUAAUAAUAGGCUAUAGGCCUACUUUUAGUGCACGCCGUCUGUAGGUAAGGGUAGAGUAAAAUAAGUUUACUGUUACGAUGUAAUCAGUAUUGAUAUGUGCAGUGGACAAAAUACAAUGGUCAAUAAGAGCUGCAUGCACUUUGUUAUUCAGUUGUAAUUGCAAUAAAAAAUGUCGUUGCCUUUGUUCGUAAUAAAUGUUCAUCAUUGUC
Molecule: messenger RNA, 3157 nt
Organism: Anguilla rostrata (American eel)
Lineage: Eukaryota; Metazoa; Chordata; Actinopteri; Anguilliformes; Anguillidae
Gene: foxg1c
Product: forkhead box G1c
Exons: 2
Coding region: 239-1510 (423 amino acids)
Biological process (GO): regulation of transcription by RNA polymerase II
Cellular component (GO): nucleus
Molecular function (GO): sequence-specific double-stranded DNA binding; DNA-binding transcription factor activity
Source: RefSeq, a predicted model, not a curated record